Molecule: messenger RNA, 3681 nt
Organism: Galleria mellonella (greater wax moth)
Lineage: Eukaryota; Metazoa; Arthropoda; Insecta; Lepidoptera; Pyralidae
Gene: Mms19
Product: MMS19 nucleotide excision repair protein homolog
Exons: 7
Coding region: 190-3105 (971 amino acids)
Biological process (GO): iron-sulfur cluster assembly
Cellular component (GO): cytosolic [4Fe-4S] assembly targeting complex
Source: RefSeq, a predicted model, not a curated record
GCAUGUCAUAGUUUCUCUAAUCAAUUAAUAUAACCUAUAAAAUGUUUUUCAGUUUUAUAAAAAAUUAAUAGUACCUACAAACAAAAAAGAUAAUUAAAUUGAUCACAUAUAAUAGAUACCUUAAGAAAAUGAUAUGGUUUUCAUAAUUUAUUGAAAUUUACAGGUAGUAUUUUUAUUAAAUAGACUAAAAUGGACUCGAUUUGGUUCAAACCUGAAUUAGCUGAUGAAAUAAUAAAAUCUAAUGAUAUAUUUGAAGAAACACACAGUAUUGUUGCAGAUAUGAUAUCAGGGCAUAUUGAUAUUACCCACCUUGUUGAGAACAUGGCAGGAGUUUUAACAAACAUAGAAGCAGAAAACAGAGAAAAAGGAAUGAGGUUUUUCACAAAAUUGUUAAAAGAACUUCCAAUGGAUUAUUUGUCCGAGGCACAGAUAAAAUUUAUAGCCAAAUUUUACACAGAUAGGCUCAAAGAUAAUCAUAGAAUUAUUCCAUCUGUGUUAGAAGGAUAUCUAGUUAUAAUUGAAAUGAAACAUUACAAUAUGAAUAAUACAGGAGAAUUUUUGACCAUGCUCUUCAGAGAGGUCCCCUGUCAGUCACAAGUGAGACAAGACAGAUUUAACAUAUAUUUAAUAAUACAAAAGUUAAUGGAGAAGGAUCUGGAUUAUAUGAAAGUCUUGGGACCAGAUUUUGUUUAUGGCAUCAUUUCUGCCAUGGAUGGUGAAAGAGAUCCACGCAACUUGAUGUUUCUAUUUACAUUUCUACCAUACUUUUUAAAGCAUGUACCACUCGGACAUUUAGUAGAGGAAAUGUUUGAUGUAAUAUCUUGUUAUUAUCCAAUUGAUUUUUACCCAUCUCCUGAUGACCCAGCUGCAGUAACACGACAGGAUCUAGCUUCAGCAUUAGCACCAUGCUUAUGUGCUGUACCUGAAUUUGCAGAGCACUGUUUAAUAUUAUUAGUAGAAAAGCUGGAUUCCAGCUUAAGGUUGGCAAAAAUUGAUUCUUUGAAGUUAUUGGCGGAAAGCUGUAAAACAUUUAAGGCAGAGAGUUAUGGACCUUUUCUGAAAACUUUAUGGUCAUCAAUUAAUAGAGAAAUAUCUCACAAAACUGAUGAUGAACUCAAAAUGGCAGCUCACGAAGCUUUGUCAGCUUUAGUUGCUAAUUUGGCGACAACAACAAACACAGAUCAAGCAUUUGAAAAUUUUACUAAAGGAAUCCUAAUUUCUAUGCAAACUGCUGUGGCUGAAGCAACUACAGUUGCACAUUUUGUUCAAGCAACUAAGGUGCUAUUAACUGUUGCAAAUGCUUCUAAAGAAUCUUGCAUUAUCAUCACAAAGUCUAUGAUACCAGCUACAGUAGCAUAUUAUGGAUUUAAAACAUCUUCUAAAUUGCAAAUUGCAAGUUUAGAUUUCUUAGGUGAUUUAUAUGGUCUAGCUAAACAUUGGCAAAUAUUAGAAGAAUUGCAUAUUCAAAUAAGUGAGAUUCCCCAAUUGUGUCUCACUGCAGUCAGUCAGCAGUCAAAGGACUAUCAGAUAGCUGGUUUCAAAAAUUUAAUAAUAGUAAAAAAUGUUUUACCAAGUGACCUUGUGUUACCAUUUGUGGAAAUUCUAAUAUAUAAUAUACAACAUUCCCAAGAUAAUGACUUACUUGGUGUUAGUGUUGAAACAAUUCAUGCUAUAGCAAGAAAAUAUCCAGAGCUUAUUAUGAAUAUCGUAGUUAAAGGCAAAUGUGAUUUAAAUAAUUUGACACAAGAUAAGACAGCUUUACAGAAACGUUUAAAUUUGUUAUCAAAUUUAGCCAGUAUUGAUGAUUUUACUAAAGUCAUUAUUGAAGAGAUGCUGAAAAUUAUAAACGCUAAUGAUGUGGAAGCUUCCAAAGUAGUUGAAGCAUUAAAUGAAUGUAUAUCAAAUAAUAGUUUAUAUUCAGAUAAAAAAGUAAAUCAAAUUGAGAGUGACCAUGGUCUUGUUGAUUCUAUACUAGUUUGGAUAUUAAAAGAGAUUGAAGGACCCCUGGAAUCUUUGAUACAUGGUUUUACGUUAAUAUCUAAUACAAUAUGUAGUUUACCAAGUGAGAAGCAAUUGAUAAUAUUAACAAAGCAUGCUCCAGAUAUAAUAGAGAGAUGUAAAGAACGUGAAGUAUAUUAUCUUGUAUUGGAAUGUUUAUAUACUCCUAUCAAUCAGGAUAUAUAUAAUUCUAAAUUUGAAGACAUUAUACGUCUUUCUCUAAAUUUGUCCUUGCAUAGUGAUAAUGAAUUAGUAAGAACAAGGUCUUGUGUCUUGAUUGCACAUUUUCUUAAUAAGGCGGAGUAUGGACAAAAGUUUGAACUCCUCUAUGAAUUGUUAAAGAGUUAUCUAACUACUUGCAGUAGAGAUGAUAUGGAAUUAUGUCCAAGACUGAUUAUACUGUAUGGUUGGGUCACAAAAUCUUUGAUUAUGAGAGGCAGUGAUUUAUUCCUUUUCUGGUUACAAAAGAUAAUGGUGACAAUGUCUAGUCCAGUGUAUUGUAAAGAGAGUUCAAAAGCUAUUCAGCUUAUUAUGACUGAUCACACAGAGUAUUUGAACCAAAAAUACCAUUGUAGAACGAGUCUCUUGUACAAACAGAGAAUGUUCCAGAGUUUUUCAACCCUCACUGAGAAACUAGGCACUUUAAAUGAGAGCACAAAAGAACAUUACUUAUUAAGUUGGGCUUAUGUACUUGAAAAAGUGCCAAAAAGUGUACUUAACAAUGAAGCAACAAGGAUUGUGCCUAUAGUAAUAGAUUCUUUGGAGUACGACAAUAAAGACUUGUUAAUUGUUAUGAUAGAUGUGUUGUGCCACAUUGUAUUAGGAAAACAUUACCUUGUGGCAGACAGUUUACAGACUAUAUUACCACGGCUGGUGAAUCUAUCUAAAUAUGUAAAAUCUAUGGACGUCCGAAUAAAAAGCCUGCAGUGUCUGUACGACAUAGCCAAUUCGUACCGUACAAUGCUGCUUCUUCCACAUAAACAGGAUAUAUUACUCGAUUUAGCGCCAUCUCUCGACGAUAAGAAGAGGUUGGUACGCAAUAUGGCGGUACGAGCACGGACACGUUGGUUCCUAAUUGGCGCCCCUGGCGAAAUGAAAGAAGACUAAAUCGGUUUUAAUCGCUUAUUUCUAUACAAAUAGAAAAUUAAAAUGCAAAUGUACAGUUAUGUUUGAAAUUAUAAUUUUUAAGUUAUUUUAAUCUAUGUUUAGACGACACGUAUUAGCUUUUAGAACUGACAUUAUUUUUUCCUGUUAUAGGUACAUAGUUGUUAAUAUGCUAGCACGCAUUAUGAACAUGCCCCUCAAACUUUACUUCUUUUUUAUAUAGUUUCAAUUGUCUUAGUUUCCUUCCACUCAAAUUCAACAAAAUUUUUCUUGUAAUUAUUCAUUCUUUUUUUCUGUCUUUAUGAAACUAUUCCCAAACAAUGAAUGAGGCGAAAUAUGAAAAUAACUUUUCUAAUUAAAUUUUUAUUUGGAAUCCAUUGUCCGAAACAUUAAAUUGAUCUGAUCUGAAUCUUCUAUAAUUCUUAUAUAUGUUUAGUUAAGACAUAGUUAAUGUAUCAUUAUAUAAUUUUAUAAGCCAAAAAUAUAGUGUUGCUAUUUUAUAUUAUUUUAAUUGAAACUAAUUGAUGUAAAUUUCGGUGCUUUUUGUAAAUUGUACAAUAAAAUUGUAAACUAUUUUAA